AUGAUGUUCAGCGUACAUCAAGAAGGCUACUAUGCCUCGCCUCAGACUCCUGUGGCGGUCAAAAUCAACGGUGAUAAGAGCAUAAGCCAGUCAAGCACGCCAAGCGCUUCCAGCAAUUACAGCAAUAAGAGACCUCGCAAAUCACCAUCACCGCUCGCCUCCGCUAGCCAACCUGGCGCUGACAACAAGCCCGACAUCAAUGUACCCGUCGCCAAUAUGAAGACAGCAAGACCUUAUCGAUCGCACAAGUAUCCGGCAUGUACGCGAUGUCACAAGCGACGGUCACGGUGCACCAUCGAAGUCCCUGGACAAGCGUGCCUACUAUGCCGGAUGCACGGAGUUCCGUGCUCUUCGGCGACGGGCAAGAAGGAGGACCGCGCCACGCCCAAGAUCGGCUUCAUUCAUCGCUCCAUGCUACCGGAGAACGACAACAUGGCCCUUGACGAGUCGUCAUACAUCGUCGGCCCGAUAGUAGCGCGCGACAAUCAAGUCAUUGACCAGUAUCUCCCACAGGCCGCCAACGGCAACUCUGGACAUGUCCCAAUUCAGCCAAAUCUGGGCCGCAAAGACUCGCAACAGAAGCCCAUCUAUCGCGCCGCUGUACCACCUCGGCGAGCAACACCGCAGGACUGCUCCUGCUCACGCAACCUCCCGGACGAGCUGCUCUCACAAGUCGACCCAUUCCUCGACAAAGUCGUUGCGAACUUCUACGAGAACGUACACCCAGCCUUCCCAUUCACCGAAGAGUCCUGUGUAGUCUCACGGCUCAAGACCCGCCACCAGAUACCCUCCAACUUUCUCGCCAACCUCGUCGCGCACGCACUCUUCUACUGGGAUCUCUCGCCCGCCCUUUCCGCCUACGCACGGCCCGACCAGGACUUUGCAUGGCAAGUGGGCACCUCAGUCAACAAUUCAGAAUUCUCAAAGAACAACCUAGCAAAUAUCCUCUCCAUGACCAUGAAUCUCGCUGGCCGACCCUCGACCAACCUGAUAAACAAUUCCACCAAUGUGGCUAAGACUGUCGCCCUCGCUCAUGCUAUUGGCCUGAACCACGAUUGUGCAGAAUGGAAAAUGCUCGACCAAGAGCGUCGGGUCCGCUGGAAAGCGUGGUGGGGCGUCGUCGUGCACGACAGAUGGUUCAACUUUGCCCAAGGCACACCUCCCUACAUCUCCAAGAACCACUACGACGUGCCACUCCCAACCCUGGACCUCCUCACCGGCGCCCGCAGCAACAGCCUGAAACACGUACGCGCUGCGGAAGUCUUCAUUCACCUGUGCAAGCUCACCGAGAUUGUAGGCGACGUGCUGCCGCUGAUCUAUCAUAUCCGCUCCGGCAAUGACACUAUUGCCGCAGAGCAGACCUCCCGCAGCGAGAUCGAACUCAACCGCUGGAUCGAGUCGCGGCCUGGAUGGCUUGAUCUGUCUGACUUCACCUCCCGGCCCGCCGUGCCCGGCCUGGUAAACCUCCAACUUUCCUUCCUUGCCGUCCGCAUGCUUCUACGGCGCAUAGCCUGGCACGAAAUCUCACAGCGCGAGACUGAACCCGCGGCCUCCUGGCUCAGUGGCUGUCAGGCCGCCGCAGAGGAUAUCGUGCGCUUCACCGCCUCCCUCCAGAAGACCGAUCUCCGAGGGUUCUGGCUACCAUACAACGCGCACCAUUUCACAUCGGCCGUGACAUUACUCCUGCGCUGUGCCCUACAGACAAACUUCCCCGAAGUACGCAAGGGCUGCAUGACGAGCGCACGCGCCCUAGUCGACAACCUAAGGAGGCAUUUCGAAGAAAGCGGCUGGGACUUGGCAGAAACAGCACUAGCCAGCUCAGAGAACAUCCUGCGGAGAAUCGAGGAUGCUGUGCCGAGGGAGAUGCUAAACUUCAACUCAUCCGCGGGAUCGACACCAGCACUGGGCACGCCGAGCAUGCAAAACCUACAAACGUCAUCAGGAUUUUACGGCGCAGGCCUGAAUGGACUCUCAGGGGCAAGCGGCUUCGACGCUAAUGGGCAGCAGACCGUCGUAGGGGUUGGCGACGAUGGGUUUCUGAGCUAUCAAGGGCAGCAGGGGAGUAUUGAGGAGUUGUUUCCGGAGAUCUUUGGCGAGUUUCAGGAUACUGCGCUGUUCAGUAUGGCGGCGUCGGGGGGCGGUGAUUUUGAUGAGCCGUUUAAUGGUGUGAAUGGGGCUGGCGGAAUGGGGCAGAACGGUGGUGGUGGUGGCGGCAGUAAUAGUGGCUAUCCGCCGCCAUCGUCGCAGGGGAUGGGCACGCCGUUGGGCACGCCGAUGGUGGGGACGCCGUUGGGUGUUGGCGUCGGAGGUGGGAUGAGUGGUGGAUAUUAA
This is a messenger RNA of Cyphellophora attinorum, 2331 nucleotides long. Its product is annotated as putative transcriptional regulatory protein. The coding region runs from base 1 to 2331 and encodes 776 amino acids. Gene Ontology annotation, biological process: DNA-templated transcription. Gene Ontology annotation, molecular function: DNA binding; DNA-binding transcription factor activity, RNA polymerase II-specific; zinc ion binding. Gene Ontology annotation, cellular component: nucleus. The record is from RefSeq and is a predicted model, not a curated record. The transcript has a single exon. Lineage: Eukaryota; Fungi; Ascomycota; Eurotiomycetes; Chaetothyriales; Cyphellophoraceae.